Messenger RNA from Sinocyclocheilus grahami, 1220 nucleotides. RefSeq names its product sia-alpha-2,3-Gal-beta-1,4-GlcNAc-R:alpha 2,8-sialyltransferase-like. NCBI's taxonomy places the organism in Eukaryota, Metazoa, Chordata, Actinopteri, Cypriniformes, Cyprinidae. Gene Ontology annotation, biological process: oligosaccharide metabolic process; N-glycan processing. The record is from RefSeq and is a predicted model, not a curated record. Gene Ontology annotation, molecular function: alpha-N-acetylneuraminate alpha-2,8-sialyltransferase activity. The coding region runs from base 255 to 1220 and encodes 321 amino acids. The transcript has 3 exons.
AGGUGUGUGUGUGUGUGUGUGUGUGUGUGUGUGACAUCAGGAUAAUCCGUGUAACCCUUUCGUGUCCGCGGAUCCUCCAGCUCCUCCGUCUGCGGCGCUGACUGGUUUAUUUCUUGCAUCUCUCUGAACAAGAUCGAGUCUCCUUUAAGUAUCGCCUGCUGUUCCUGCACUGGAGCCCGAAUGUGAGCGGAGGUGAUGUUUCCAGGCAGACGCCGAUAUCAGACGGAGAUCCGGCAUGGCAGCGGCCGGUGCUGAUGAGAGACGCCGCGGAUCCCUGCUCUUCAUCAGCAUCAGCAUCAGCAUCAGCAUCGCGACGCGACUCGCAUCCAUCAUGCUCGUUCUCCGUGUGUGAAUCGCAGUGCUUCUGGGCUGAGAUGGUUCGGGUCGUCAGUGUUCUGGGUCUGGUGAUGUUCAGCGUCGCUUUGCUCAUUUUGUCAUUGAUCAGUUACGUGUCCAUCAAGAAAGACUUCAUCUUCACCGCUCCGAAAUACGCCAACGCCGGCGGGCCGCGGAUGUACAUGUUCCACACGGGCUUUCGGUCCCAACUGGCCAUGAAGUUCCUGGAUCCUGCGUUCACAUCGCUGAAUAACGCGCUCAACGAGAACCUGCAGGAGUCCAGCAGCUGGAGGUUCAACAAAAGCGCUUAUUUACAGCAGAGUAAAGAGAUCGCGCAGUACAUCGACGUCCCGCACAACUUCACGCUGACCAAGAGCAGCGUCCGUGUGGGUCAGCUAAUGCACUACGACUACUCCAGUCACAAAUACGUCUUCUCCAUCGGCGAGAACCUCAGGUCUCUGCUCCCAGACUCAUCUCCCGUCCUUAACAAGCGCUUCAACACCUGCGCGGUGGUAGGAAACAGUGGCAUCCUCACCGGCAGCCGCUGCGGCGCGCAGAUCGACAGCUACGACUUCGUCUUCCGCUGCAACUUCGCUCCCACCGAAGUCUUCCAUCGCGACGUGGGCCGCCGGACCAACCUCACCACCUUCAACCCCAGCAUCCUGGAGAAAUACUACAACAACCUGCUGACCAUCCAGGACAGGAACAACUUCUACCUGAGCCUGAAGAAGCUGGAUGGUGCCAUCCUGUGGAUUCCCGCCUUUUUCUUCCACACGUCGGCCACCGUCACGCGCACACUCGUGGAUUUCUUCGUAGAGCACAAGGGCCAGCUGAAGGUGCAGUUAGCCUGGCCGGGAAACAUUAUGCAGUACGUCAACAGGUGA